AUGAGCAUACCAGCCAAAUAUCUAGACGGCCUGGAAUAUCCCUCCAGUGCCCCUCUCCCACCGCUGCUCACCUCUGCCAGUGCCGGUGACAAAGUGGCUGGUCUUUACGAUUCUGACGAAGCUGUCACGGACUUGGGGAUCAAUGCCUACUACAUACAGAUGAUUUCCGUAUGGGGUGACGUCGCGACUUGGCUCCAUGACAUCAAGCUUGGGAACGAUGAGAUCCCUUGGCGGCCAGAAUCCGGCCAUACCAAGCUCAGCACCCGAUACUUCGAAUUCGAACGCCAGCUUCCUCAUAUGCAUCUCCUCCGGAAUGUCUCCUUCACUACGCGGACAGCCAGUGAGAUCUUCGAGCAGAGGGAGUACUGGACAUCGUGGGUUCUCAUGCAGAUUCUGUUCCACGCCGUCCCCGCCACCAUCAACCAUCCUUUCAUUCACUUGGUUGCUCUCGAUCUCUUGCGAAACCUACAGCAUAUUGCUGAUCACCAGAGAAGUAACCACGAAGGAGGCAACACAAUCAUGUUCCAGCCCUCCCUGGUCUGGGCUCUGCUAGAUCCAGAGAUUUGUCAUAUGAACACCACCAAUGAGGUCCUGGACGAGUCCCCGGCUGCUCCUGAGGCCCGACUCCGUGUCACUACACGGUUCACUCACCCAUUGACCGAAGCGCAGCAGGAGCAGCAGCCAGCUCCGAGCUCGAACUUCAUCACGGAUGAGACCUUUUCAUUUGACCCAGACGAGCUUGAGCAGCUGUACCUGGAUGAUCUAUUCUUUCAUUCUAACCCUGAUCCGUUCUUUGGUCUCUAG
Messenger RNA from Clonostachys rhizophaga, 804 nucleotides. The record is from the annotation of a GenBank genome assembly. NCBI's taxonomy places the organism in Eukaryota, Fungi, Ascomycota, Sordariomycetes, Hypocreales, Bionectriaceae.